This is a messenger RNA of Vitrella brassicaformis, 1568 nucleotides long. The record is from the annotation of a GenBank genome assembly. Lineage: Eukaryota; Vitrellaceae.
CGAAACGACAGGUGAGCCUGCAGAAGUGUAUUGAUUCAUCUUCAGACGUGGCCGUUUGCAUGUCUUGUAUUGUCUGUCUUGUCACCCACAUCGGGCUGCUUCGAUGAGUCCCGCCCCUCCAAAAGGGUGGCCAGAGUGUGUGGGUGGGAACCCAGAUAGUCCGUCCUUCUGCCUCAGCUGCUCCGGCCUCAUUACCUUUUUCAUCGGCUUCGGUGUGCUGACCAUCUAUCCCCUCAUCGCCUCCAAGUGGCGGAUUGGCGGCGGCACCGCAUCGCCCACCUAUGUGCACACGGAAGUGGAGCAGAACAUGGGCCUUAAGUUCUACACUCUCUGGGUGGAGCUGCCCCACUACUGCCACCAUAACCAGACCGACUGCCUGAUAACGGGAGAUGUGAGGUGCCACCAAGGAAAAGUGAAAGCGCCGCUCUUCGGGGAACUUGCCUUUGAGAAGUGCGGGCGGGAAGAAAGCUAUCGGACGACCUUGCCCCAUGCGGUGUGGUGUAGAUGCUGGCCGAGUUAUGGUUUCUUGCGCGACAAGGCGGCCGAACGUGGAGACAAGCGCAUGGAGAAAAUGUGGAAUGAUGCCAAGUGGUCCGGCAUUGCUAUCUCCUGCGCGGCAGGCAUGGCCUUCGUGCUGGCCGCCGCGGCACUCGUCUUCCAUUGCUCGAAACCCACAAAUGUGUGGUUAAGUGCUCUCAGCGUCUUGCAGCUGACUGCAGGUGUGGUUGCGAUGAUGGUCGUGUGGUUCAGCGUCUGGCGAAACGGGACGCGGUCUCUCCGGUGAGGCAUCGACAGACAGACAGACAGACAGACAGACCUCACGAUGAUGUGUGGGUGGUGGCAUGCAGGUGCUUCGGAGACGAUGACAUGCACGGCGGGGGCUGCCAGCUCCAUCACGUCUGGAACUUUUCCAUCUUCGUUUUCUGCGUCCUCGCCGUUGGUGUGGUGUGCUCGUGGGCCGGGACGGGUGCUCUGGUAUACGAGCGGCACGAGGCAGCCAAGCGCUCAAGGGCCGUAGGUCAGCAACAGCCGCCGGCAGUGACAGUGACUGUGGCAUCGACACAGCCUCAGCCCAAUCCCCAGCCGCCAGCUGUUGCAGUGGUCGCCGCGCUGCCCGCCCCCCUCCCAGCUAUCGUGGGCAAUGCUAUAAGGGACUCGACCGGCGGGGACUGGUAAUACGUGGCCUUGCAAGGCAGUGUAUUAUAGACGUCGCAAGGAUCGCUGUUGUCAUUCGUUAGGCAGCUGAACGGACUGCACUCACUUCACAUGUGCCUGAUGUCAUGCCUGCCUGCCUGCCUGCCUGUGUUUCUCUCUAUCUGUCUGUCUGUGUGGUUGGUAUGUGUGUAGUUGGUAUGUUUGUAUCGUCGCUUUUAUCUAUCUAUAUGGGUUUUGUGUUUGUGUGUGUCUGUGUGUGGCGAGGCGGGGUGGUUGCCGGCAUGCCGGCAGGCACCGGCAGGCAGGCGGGUAACGAAUGACUGUCCGAUGUCAUGUGUCUGUAAGCGGAGAGACAAAAUGCGACGGCUUGAUUCUGGAUGUCGGCCUUCCUGCCUGUAGAAUGGCGAGUGGAG